UGCAUAUUAACAAUUUCCAUUGUUUCCAUUUAGUACCGAUAACAAAUCGAACGACAGUUACUUUGCAAACAUGAAUGAGAAUGUUGUUUGGUGAAGUUAUGAACAAUCAAAUCCUAACAUUUAGUCGCCCAAUUCCCCGUCCCUUUCGCCAAACAUCCAUUUCACAAGAAAAAAUACUCGUACUUGAGAUAUGAGGAUAGUAAAUAUGCAACCUUCCCUUUGUUCUUUCUAUGAGACACUCUCGUACAAUGGAAACUUCGAGAAGGUGAAUCUUCAAUGUUUUCAUGGAAGAAGGCAUUCAAUGGAGUUAGGAGAACGAAAUUUAACAACAUUUCAGGGUAUAGGUGUGUUCAAAGAGUUGAAAAGGCUAACAACAUAUGAAAAAAUGGCAGCACUAAAAUACUAUUUUGAUGGAUAUCUAGGGAACUCCAGUUAACAUAAUAAUAGGCUCCCAUGUCUGGGUUGAAGACUCAGAUGUAGCUUGGAUAGCUGGAGAAAUUGUAAAAUUAAAUGGACAAGAAGCUGAAAUUGAGACUGAAAAUGGAAAAAAGGUUGUUGCUAAAUUGUCAAACAUACACCCUAAAGAUAUGGAAGCUCCUCCAGCUGGGGUUGAUGACAUGACUAAGCUAUCUUAUUUGCACGAGCCAGGCGUUUUGCAGAACCUCCGCACUAGAUAUGAGCUCAACGAAAUCUAUACAUACACUGGAAAUAUACUCAUCGCAAUUAACCCAUUUCAAAGACUGCCUCAUCUUUAUGAUUCUCAUAUGAUGCAACAAUACAAAGGUGCACCAUUGGGAGAUCUAAGCCCUCAUGUGUUUGCUGUUGCUGAUGUUGCUUAUAGGGCUAUGAUAAAUGAGGGAAAAAGCAACUCAAUUCUUGUUAGUGGUGAAAGUGGAGCUGGUAAAACGGAGACAACAAAGAUGCUUAUGCGGUACCUUGCUUGUUUAGGGGGCCGUGCUUCAACUGAGGGGCGUACUGUUGAGCAACAAGUUCUUGAGUCAAAUCCAGUUCUUGAAGCAUUUGGAAAUGCUAAAACAGUCAGAAACAAUAAUUCCAGUCGCUUUGGUAAAUUUGUGGAGAUUCAAUUUGACAAGCGUGGAAGAAUAUCAGGGGCAGCCAUCAGAACAUACCUUUUGGAAAGAUCUCGUGUUUGCCAAGUCAAUAAUCCCGAGCGAAAUUACCAUUGUUUUUACCUGCUUUGUGCGGCUCCACAGGAGGAGAUUGAGAAAUAUAAACUAGGAAGCCCCAAAACAUUUCAUUAUCUUAAUCAAUCAAAAUGCUUUGACUUGGAUGGUGUGAGUGAUGCACAUGACUAUCUUGCCACUCGAAGAGCAAUGGAUAUUGUUGGAAUAAGUGAAACCGAGCAGGAGGCAAUUUUUAGAGUAGUUGCUGCAGUUCUUCAUCUUGGAAAUAUUGCUUUUGCAAAAGGAAAGGAGAUAGAUUCAUCAGUUCUAAAAGACGACAAGUCAAAAUUUCAUCUCAACACAGUUGCUGAACUGCUCAUGUGUGAUGCUAAGGCAUUGGAAGAUGCAUUGCUAAAACGUGUCAUGAUUACUCCGGAAGAAGUCAUUAAAAGAAGCCUUGAUCCUCUUAAUGCUACAGUUAGCAGGGAUGGCUUAGCAAAGACAAUCUACAGUCGACUGUUUGACUGGUUGGUCGAUAAGAUAAAUGUAUCAAUUGGACAAGAUCCUAACUCAAAGUCUUUGAUUGGUGUCCUUGAUAUUUAUGGUUUUGAAAGUUUCAAGCACAACAGUUUUGAGCAGUUUUGCAUUAAUUUUACAAAUGAAAAGCUGCAGCAACAUUUCAAUCAGCAUGUCUUCAAGAUGGAACAAGAGGAGUACACAAAAGAGAAGAUUGAUUGGAGCUACAUUCAGUUUGUUGAUAACCAAGAUGUUCUUGAUCUUAUAGAAAAGAAACCUGGUGGAGUUAUUGCCCUUCUUGAUGAGGCUUGUAUGUUCCCGAAGUCAACUCCUGAGACAUUUGCGUCAAAGCUCUAUCAAACUUACAAAAAUCACAAGCGCCUUCUCAAGCCAAAGCUAUCACGGACAGAUUUUAUCAUUUCUCAUUAUGCUGGCGAGGUUCUGUAUCAGUCGGAUCAGUUUUUGGAUAAAAACAAGGACUAUGUGGUGCCUGAACAUCAAGACUUGAUAACGUCUUCCAAAUGUUCAUUUGUUGCUGGCCUUUUCCCUCCAGUGGUUGAAGAGCCAACAAAAUCCUCAAACAAAUCUUCUAAAUUUUCCUCAAUAGGUUCUCGUUUUAAGCUACAAUUGCAACAGCUAAUGGAGAUCUUAAGCUCAACAGAACCGCACUAUGUAAGAUGCAUAAAGCCUAAUAAUAAACUACAACCUGCUGUUUUUGAGAAUGUGAACAUCUUGCAACAAUUGCGUUGUGGUGGGGUUCUAGAGGCAAUCAGAAUUAGCUGUGCAGGUUACCCUACUCGCCGACCAUUCUUUGAGUUUAUAAAUAGAUUUGGACUCCUUGCACCGGAAGCCAUUGAAGGGAACUAUGAUGAAAAGGUUGCAUGCCAAAAAAUAUUGGAAAAGCAAGGGCUAAAAGGGUACCAGAUAGGCAAGACUAAAGUUUUCCUGAGAGCUGGUCAGAUGGCUGAUUUGGAUGCCCGAAGAGCUGAGGUACUCGGUUCUGCAGCAAGAAUUAUACAGAGACGCACGCGAACUUAUUAUGCUCGUAAACAGUUUAUUGCAACGCGUGAAGCAGCAGUUUGCAUACAGUCUUCUGUGAGGGGAAAUCUGGCUUCAAAAUUGUUUGACAAGAUGAGGAGGGAGGCAGCAGCUAUAAGAAUCCAAAAGCAUGCACGUAGACAUCAAGCUAGGAAGAAAUACAGCAAACUUCGUGUCUCAGUGCUGGCCUUGCAGAUGACUUUACGGACGAUGGCUGCUCGUAAAGAAUACCAGAUAAGAAGGCGAAAUAAAGCAGCAACUCUUAUUCAGAGCCAUUGGCGUUGCCAUAGAGCUUCAUCAUACUACCGGAAGCUCAGAAAAGCAUGCUUAGUUACACAGUGCCGAUGGAGAGGGAGACUUGCAAAGAGGGAACUAAGAAAACUCAAGAUGGCUUCAAGAGAAACAGGAGCUCUGAAGGAAGCGAAAGACAAACUUCAAAAGCAAGUUGAAGAUCUAUCAUUGCGUUUGCAGUUAGAGAAACGGUUGCGGACAGAUUUAGAGGAAGUAAAGGCCCAAGAAAUAGCAAAGCUGCAAAAUACUGUGCAGGCUAUGCAAGGUAAAUUAGAUGAGACAAAUUGUUUGCUUGAAAAGGAGAGAGAAUCUGUGAAGGCCUUUGAAGAAGCACCUCCUGUUGUCAAAGACACACAAGUAAUGGUUGAAGACACAGAAAAAAUCAAUUCUCUGCAAGCUGAAGUUGAAAGCUUUAAGGCCUUGUUUGAGGCAGAAAAACAAAGAGCUGAUGAAUGUGAUAGGAAACUUGCUGAAGCACACAAACUGAGUGAAGAAAGGCACAAGAAGUUGGAUGACUCAGAUAAAAAAAAUCAACUUCUUCAAGAUUCUGUCAACAGGCUUGAAGAAAAGAUUACCAAUUUGGAAUCAGAGAAUCAAGUUCUUCGUCAACAGGCCGUCUCAAUGGCAUCAAACAGGUUUCUUUCGGGCCGUCAAAGAUCAAUGAUUCAGAGAGGAUCCGAGAGUGGUCAUUUUGCAGACACACAUUUUCGGGAUUUGCAUAGCUCUUCCAUGAAUCUAAGAGAAGCCGAAGUAGAAGAAAAACCACAAAAAUCUCUAAACGAGAAACAACAGGAAAAUCAGGAAUCACUUAUACGAUGUAUAGCACAACCUUUGGGUUUUGCAUCGAACAGACCGAUAGCUGCCUGCAUUAUAUAUAAAUGCCUUCUUCAUUGGAGAUCAUUUGAAGUGGAACGAACUAGUAUCUUCGACCGAAUAAUACAAACAAUUGGCCAUGCUAUUGAGAAAAGUCAGGAUAACAAUGAAAUCCUGGCUUAUUGGUUGUCAAAUGCUUCAACUCUUCUUCUGCUACUGCAACACACACUGAAAGCAAGUACUGCUGCUGGAAUGGCACCACAGCGCCGCAGACCAUCAUCAGCUGCUCUUUUCGGAAGAAUGACUCAGAGCUUCCGUGGAACUCCACAUGGAGUGAGUCUUGCAUUCGUCAAUAAUGGCAUGACCGGUGGUUCAGAUUCUCUUCGACAAGUUGAAGCCAAGUAUCCAGCUUUACUUUUUAAGCAGCAGCUUACAGCGUAUGUUGAAAAAAUUUAUGGAUUGAUUCGAGACAAUCUCAAGAAAGAAAUUUCGCCAUUGCUUGGAAUGUGCAUCCAGGCUCCACGUACAUCAAGAGCAAGUUUAGUCAAGGGUUCAUCACGUUCAGUUGCAAACACUGCUGGCCAGCAAGCUCUGAUUGGUCAUUGGCAAGCAAUUGUUAAAAGCCUCGGGAACUUUUUGAACACUUUGAAAGUCAAUCAUGUGCCUCCUUUUUUAGCUCGAAAGGUUUUUACACAAAUAUUCUCAUUCAUCAAUGUCCAAUUAUUCAACAGUCUUCUUUUAAGGCGUGAAUGUUGUUCAUUUAGUAAUGGGGAAUAUGUUAAGGCAGGUCUGGCUGAGCUUGAACAAUGGUGUAUCCUUGCGACCGAAGAGUAUGCAGGUUCAGCAUGGGACGAGCUGAAGCAUAUUAGGCAGGCUAUUGGAUUUUUGGUCAUACAUCAAAAACCAAAAAAGUCUUUGGACGAAAUAAGCCGUAACCUUUGUCCUGUACUUAGUAUACAGCAACUAUAUCGGAUCAGCACAAUGUACUGGGAUGACAGGUAUGGCACUCAUAGUGUGAGUCCUGAGGUUAUAUCUAGUAUGCGAGUACUAAUGACGGAAGACUCAAACAGUGCUGUUAGCAAUUCUUUUCUUUUGGAUGAUGAUUCAAGCAUUCCAUUUUCUGUUGAUGACAUAUCGAAGUCGAUGGAAAAUAUAGACAUUUCAGACAUUGAACCACCGCCUUUGAUCCGUAAAAACUCGGGCUUCAGCUUCUUGUUGCCUCGUGCUGACUAAACUCUCGCAUUUUUUGAGUUAGGGCAGAUGUUCAAACAUGUUCUUAAAUAAUUGAUUAGUAUUUUCUUGUUGUUCUUUGUUUUGUAAUGUUUGAUAGAAAUAAUCCUAGAAUGUAGUUACAUACAUGGGGGGUGCAGCCUUAGAGUACCCUUAUUUGCUUUAAUUGUACUAGCAAAUCAAGGUUUAAAAGGAAUAGCUUGUAAUUUUUUGCCUUUGGACUCGUGUACAUGGAAAGUUGAGCUCCUUUAUGCUUUUUUUUUUUAAAUUUUUUUUGAUUUAUUUCAGGGAAGGAUAAUCCCUUAUACGUAGGAGGGGAGAGAGGAUUGAUCUUCCGAUUACUUAUAUGUUAAAAGCAUUCAACAUAACUAGCAUUGCUCAAAUUUUGUUAUUACGAAAUUAUAUAUAAAUAUAAAUUUAAGUAAUAUGCAGUUAUAUAUUAUCGUU
Amaranthus tricolor (Joseph's coat) is the source of this 5459-nucleotide messenger RNA. RefSeq names its product myosin-9-like. The coding region runs from base 588 to 5015 and encodes 1475 amino acids. NCBI's taxonomy places the organism in Eukaryota, Viridiplantae, Streptophyta, Magnoliopsida, Caryophyllales, Amaranthaceae. Gene Ontology annotation, biological process: actin filament organization; vesicle transport along actin filament. The record is from RefSeq and is a predicted model, not a curated record. Gene Ontology annotation, cellular component: actin cytoskeleton; vesicle; cytoplasm. Gene Ontology annotation, molecular function: microfilament motor activity; ATP binding; actin filament binding. The transcript is spliced from 38 exons.